CACCGCCUGUCGAUGGCCGGCUGCAACGGCAGCUGAAAUGUAGCAAGUUGGGCGGCCGUGAUAGCAACGGGUUAACGCCAUUACACUUGUAGCUACCGCCAAAACAAGCUAGACGUGAUCCACGUAGAAGGUCGACAAGUUUUCUUUUUAUCAAUAGACCGUUUCUUCCGACUUUAAUCGUCAUCCGAGGACCAGGAAGGUAGUUGUUAGCCGUUAGCGAGCCUAGCCGAGUUGAGCUAUCUAGCUUCCAUUAGCAAGCUGCUAUGUAGCAGUCAAAUGGCUGGACCUGUUUGAGCUAGCCAGUUAGCUCGCACACUGUGACAAACUGUAAGGCAAGAGGAGCCCACGCAAGAUGGCUGUGUCGGUGCGGGGCCUGUACUUUAUGCUGACCCUGUUUUUGGCCAGUUUCUUUGGAAGCAUCUUCAUGUUGGGUCCAGUCUUACCCCUCAUGCUGCUGUCCCCCGCUUGGUACCGCUGGAUUACCGACCGCAUCGUCGCUACCUGGCUCACCCUGCCUGUGUCCUUGCUGGAGCUGGUGUUCGGGGUGAAAGUGGUGAUCACGGGCGACGCGUUCGUCCCUGGGGAGCGCAGCGUCAUCAUCAUGAACCACCGCACGCGCCUUGACUGGAUGUUCCUCUGGUGCUGUCUGCUGAGGUACAGCUACCUCCGCUUGGAGAAGAUCUGCCUCAAGGCUGCGCUGAAGGCCGUGCCGGGCUUUGGCUGGGCAAUGCAGGUGGCCUGCUUUGUCUUCAUCCAUCGCCGUUGGGAGAAGGACAAGGAGCACUUGGAGAACAUGCUCGACUACUUCUGUGACAUCAGAGAGCCCCUGCAGCUGCUUCUCUUCCCCGAGGGCACCGACCUCACCGAAAAUACGAGAGCGAGGAGCGACAAGUUCGCCGCCCAGAACAACCUCCCGAAAUACGAACACGUACUGCAUCCACGCACCACCGGGUUCACUUUCAUUGUGGACCGGUUACGGAAAGGAGACAACCUGGACGCUGUCCACGACAUCACCGUGGCGUAUCCCAAGAACAUCCCCCAGACGGAACGCCACCUCAUGCUCGGCCAUUUCCCCCGUGAGAUCCACUUCCAUGUGCGGCGCUAUCCCGUUGCGUCGCUGCCUGCUCCCUCCGCCGACCUGGAGUCCUGGUGUCGUGAGCGCUGGGCCGAGAAGGAGGUCCGCCUGCGGGACUUCUAUUCGGGCCAGCCGCGGGGCUUCGAGCGGGAGGGCGUCGCUCGCGUGCCGCCGUGCAAAUCGGAGCUGCGCGUGUCUCUGAUCAAAGCCGCCUCCCUGCUCUACUGGAGCGCUUUUAUCGCGCUGUGCUUCGCCGGCCUGUGGCUUUGGGCCCCCUUCAGGCUGUACUUGGUGGUCAUGGUGGGGGUGUUCGUUGCCCAGCAGAAGCUGGCCGGCGGGCUGGAGCUGCUGGAGCUGGCCUGCCAUCGCUAUUGGACGGCUGUUUGCGCUGCCACUGCAAAUGAGAAGGAGAACAUGCUGGAUGGAAAGAUCAAGUGAGGACACUUGACGGUCCACUAAUGCGUUUAGAAAGGGAAUAAGACCUCCUGACCUCAGCGGAGACCCCUUACAAGGAUGUGGGGACUUCAUCCGCCGUGAUCCUCAGUUUGUGUAUCCUUUUAUUAGCUCCGCCAAUCAUCGAAUUGCGUAAGACGCAGGGUUUACUUGUGGUAGACGAUUUCUUUUGUUAGUUAGCUCUAUCUGCACUAUCUCUACUAGAGGUGUCCCGAUACAACAUUUUCACUUCCGAUCAGAUACCGAUAUUGCAGCCUUGAAUAUCAUCAGAUACCGAUUUCAAUCCAAUAUCAGCAUGAAUCAUACAUAAUUUUCGGACUUAUUUUUUGGUGUGGAAUGUUGGAAAGGCUUGAUCAAGUGAUAGUACUCAAAUAAAGAACAAUAAUCAGCAGGUAUGAGAAAAACGGACCCAUGUACUUCCUUAAGCAUGUGGGGUGUAGUUUUAUCCACAUUGUAGUAGCAGCUAGGCAUAAUAUAGCGAGGUCCGAGGUGCUCAAUUAAGCUUUUAAACCCGACUUUACUCUCCAUCGACAGGGGCUGGUCAUCUUUUCUGUCACAGCUAAUGACUUCUGUUGUCCCGUGUGACGCUGCUUCAAAUGUGCAGUGAGUUUGGUCGUAUUAAACUUCCCCGGUUCUGUCCCACCAUCGGAAACUUGUGCACAACAAGUGUUGCACUCAGCUGCAACGUCUUUUUCGGACUUUAAUGAAGAUCCUUGCCUAACAUCUUAGCACAUACUGUUGUUGUGGUAACGCGGGCUCUAUCCGGCGGCUGCUGGAUUGACGUGCUGGGGCGGAGUCUGGAAUGUGGAUUGCUACUAUCAGAGAUUUUAGAUGUAGGCCGAUUAUAAUUUGUUUUUUUGCUGAUAUUGUCCUGAUAUCUGAUAUCAGUAUUGGAUCGGGACACCCCUAAGUAUUACACAAAACAGCAACCCAAUUUUCACCAGGUACACGAGUCAAGGAGGAACCCAUUUAAUUUUAGUGCAGGAAUUUAUUUACCCUUUUCUUCGCUUGAAUCACUGUAGCCGCUUUUUUUCUGCACAGUACCAGCACUACUAGGCUCAGUUUUCAAAAUAGUACCGCUGGAAACUGCAAAAUCCACCAAACAUAUCCGUCGGAAGGAGACCCACUAACAAACAGCAACAAUGGAUGCGAACAAGGGUCUCCUCCUAUAUUUGCUUCUUGACAAAUCCAAGUGGAGACUGAGGGCUGCAGCAAAGUGGAGACUAUGGAGUAUAAUACUACAAGUUCAAAUUAGAUUGUGUCAUUUCUAUAGCUCAACCAAUGAGCAACCAGCAGUGGUUUACGUUACCCAUAUGGUGCCCCAGCUAGUACCUGCAUUUACCACUGGAAACGCGGCAAUAGCGAGUGGUGACGCCGCGAACCAACCAGCUGCAGUGCUAAAAAUGGCAGUUUGUCCAUUUACAUCGUCGUCCUUGAACCAUAGUAUUAAAGUAAUCAAUUUUACAGAUUUAUCUAUUCUCGUUCUCAUUGUUAUGUCUUUUUAAAAAAUAAUCAGUUACAAUUACACCAUUGCGUUUUAUGAUACAUUUUCUGUGUCGUCCUGUCUUGUUUUUGUCCCACGCGUCCCUUCGAUGGAGCAAAGCCAUACACGUACAGAGCACCUGCACCUGCACCUGCAAGGACUCAUCCAUACCGUUCAGUCAGUCAUGGUAAUAAAUGAGAAAAUUGCAGAAAGGACAUUUUAUAAUUCCUGGAGAAUUAUCACUAAAGUAAAUGGCUACCUGUAUUAUAAAAUACCUAAAGUGGGUAAUUACAGGAAAAAACACGCUUUUUUUGCACAUAAAAAGCCAAAGGUGAUCCUGCCAUGGAUGUUAAAAAAAAUUAAAAGAAUGUACGCACUGACGAGGGUUCACAUAGCUACACUUUUUCAUAAUCAAGUCAAGAUUGGAAGAUUUUUUUUAUGUGGUUUAGCGUUUAAAGCAGUUUAAAGCAGUAGUUCUCAACUGGUUUGGCUGCGGAACCACCGAAUCAUCAGCCCUUAAUGACAAGCGGUGACCCAAAUUGAAAUUUCUCAAGUAUCUUCUAUUCCACAAGGAGCUGGAAUUUGAGGGAGUGCACAAGUUUAGUAAAAAAAAAAUGUAUCCACAAACUCAAUUAUUUUAACAAAAUUGUCUGUAAAAGUUCGAAAACUGAACAUGCAGAAAUAAAGCAUGACAAUGCUAACUUAUGGAAGAUACAAAAGAAUUUCUCUGUGACUUUCAACAUAACCGAAAUGCACAAAUGCGCUAGCUCGAUGCUAAUUAACAUUAAAAAUCCCAUAACCCCGCUAGCGAUUAGCAUUAGCAGUUUUACAAGGCCAUUCCGAACACCUCCACAUAUGACAAUUGAAUAGACAACUAAUAUGUAAAUUCCACUUAAACAGCUGAUUUAUAAUAAGCAUAAAAUGCUUACAGUCAAACAUUUUGUAAGGCUCAACAAGAGACAGGAUGGCACAAACAGAACAAAGACCCAUGCAGUUGGAAUGGUUAGAUUCAAUAACAUUGACAUCAAUACCAUGUAGCAAAGGCCUGCUCGACAAGAAGUACUGGAAUAAGGAACCCAUGUAUCUACAUUUAGUAACAUUCACAGUACAGCACGAAAGACGGCUUGAAGGGGAAACAUUCAGCUAUCCAGACUACAAGCGAUUGGACUGGAGAACAGUAUAGCUCUGGACAACAACAGAGGAAAAGGAAAAACUUUUUUUGUUGUUGUUUGUUUACGUGUGCGUUUACAUUUAAGAUGCAAAAUAAUUUCUCUGUGACUUUCAACAUAACCGAAAUGCACUUAAACAAAUGCGCAAAUUAACGUGUAAAAUCCCAUAACCCCGCUAGCGAUUACAAUUAGCAAUUUUACAAGGCCAUUCCGAACACCUCCACAUAUGACAAUUGAAUAGACAACUAAUAUGUAAGUUCCACUUAAACAGCUCAUAUAUAAUAAGCAUAAAAUGCUUGCGGUCAAACAUUUUAUAUGGCUCAACAAGAGACAGGAUGGCACACUCAAUGUCUUAAUGGCAGUUGAACAAGAACAAACGUUGUUGGUUUUAAGAUUAAUUGUCGCGACUUGAUGAAAACCACAUUUGGUUCACGACCCACCAGUUGAGAAUCACUGGAUAAAGCAAAUGUCCUUACUGGGCUUGUGGGGGAGGGGCGCAUUGCCGGGCUUGGGAUGAAAGCCCUGUUGGGACAACAUGGCCCACCAGCACGCAGGGUGGCACAGUGCCGGAGGACCACACUUGGAGUGGAAAACUGCCCCCUGAAGUCAAUCUAAUCCCCCAACAAAAGCCCCUUAAUUCUCACUUCUCCCGUGUGUCGCAGUGGAGAGACAUUGAUGCGCCUGCUAAACUCAAUUACCAAAUGACAGCUGACGGGAUUGUGCCAAACAAGGGCAGGGCCACGCUUAGACAUUUCACGCCACAAUGUUUGAUGACUCGGCGGAGGGGCUACGAUUUGGAACAUGUGGAUUGGACGACAGCUUCUUGUAGCAAAAGUGCCACCGAGGCUAACAUCCUUUCAGCACGAUCAAACCUGACCACAUGUAUGCGGCGAAGACCAAUUUGUAGCUGUUCUGUGCUUUUCUCCGCUCACUGUGAUUUUGAAUUUACCAAACACGGCAAGCUUGAAUCUGUGUCAUUUUUGUUGUUAUUAUUGGUGGUUAUUGCUACAGUAAUUGCCGAUGCUGGACCUGUUAACACGAGAACCCUCAGGUAAACACAGAGCGAGUCGCAAGUAAAGUUUACGAAAUCAAGAAAAAUACAGCUGAUUAAAUAAACUAUGACUCCUUACAUGC
Molecule: messenger RNA, 5314 nt
Organism: Dunckerocampus dactyliophorus (ringed pipefish)
Lineage: Eukaryota; Metazoa; Chordata; Actinopteri; Syngnathiformes; Syngnathidae
Gene: lclat1
Product: lysocardiolipin acyltransferase 1
Exons: 6
Coding region: 353-1513 (386 amino acids)
Cellular component (GO): endomembrane system
Molecular function (GO): acyltransferase activity
Source: RefSeq, a predicted model, not a curated record